Molecule: messenger RNA, 683 nt
Organism: Talaromyces proteolyticus
Lineage: Eukaryota; Fungi; Ascomycota; Eurotiomycetes; Eurotiales; Trichocomaceae
Product: carbonic anhydrase
Exons: 6
Coding region: 1-570 (189 amino acids)
Molecular function (GO): zinc ion binding; carbonate dehydratase activity
Source: RefSeq, a predicted model, not a curated record
AUGUCUCAAAAUUCAGCAUUCACAACCGAUAUUAUCGUUGAUCGCAACCAGAAUUAUGCAUCGAAGAUACACAGCCCAUUACCAAUGCUGCAUGACGCCAACGGUGUCCUCCGUAAAGGUACCGGGAUGCUCGUCGUGUCGUGUGUUGAUCCUCGCAUUAUCCCUGAAUCAUUCCUUGGUUUCCGAAUACCAGGGGAGAAUCCACUUGCUAUCCCAGUCAUCCGUGUGAUUGGGGGUCGGGCCAGGCAUGCUUUGGUCAACAUUGUUGGUUUGGAUGCUGUCUUUGGUAUUGACACUGUGGUUAUUAUUCACCAUACUGAUUGUGGUCUGACUCACAACACGGAAGAGUCAAUUCGGACUUCCCUGAAAACGAUGUUCCCUGGAAAACAAGAAACUAUUGAGAAUACGGAGUUUGGUGCGAUUGAGAAUCUUGAGCAAAGCGUGGUGGACGAUAUUCAAUUCCUGAAAUACUCCCCUCUGAUCAGGAAGGAGAUAGUUCUCAAAGGGUUUGUGUAUGACAUCCAUACUGGUAAAUUGAAGGAAAUUUGUAAGCUAGGCGAGCAUUCAUGAUAUUAAAUUGCAGACUUCUCUACGCAGGUAAGGAUUAUUAUCGCUAAAAAAAUACAACGUCCUAUACAGGUGGCAAAUACCUAUAAUAGACAUGUCAUGCACGCGGAAUAUAC